Messenger RNA from Aplysia californica (California sea hare), 4401 nucleotides. RefSeq names its product SWI/SNF-related matrix-associated actin-dependent regulator of chromatin subfamily A containing DEAD/H box 1A. The record is from RefSeq and is a predicted model, not a curated record. Gene Ontology annotation, cellular component: nucleus. Lineage: Eukaryota; Metazoa; Mollusca; Gastropoda; Aplysiida; Aplysiidae. Gene Ontology annotation, molecular function: DNA binding; chromatin binding; ATP binding. The transcript has 22 exons. Bases 510 to 3707 code for a protein of 1065 amino acids.
AAAGGAGAUAUCAGGACGAUAGACGUUUGAUAGGAAAGAAGGAGCAAACCACACCAGAGCACCCGCUAACCACCCCCACCGGAUGUACUUCGUUUCACUUUAUGAAUACAAGGGGGUCUAAGAUCCUUGCACGAACAUGAUCAUAGGUUUUAUACAUAGAUAUAGAUAUCUAGAUCUAAUUCAGUCACUGGAAAAUGAAGUAUUCUGGAACUUUGCCAGUUCUUCAAUAAUAAUAUUACAGUGUAUCAUCUAUAGGAGUUUUGCUUGGCUGGACUUUGACAGUAAAACCGGAAAGCCAAGGAUAGAUCUAAAUCUGGAAACUCUACCAGUAGAUCUACUCUUUCUGCUCGCUCGCUUCAAGAGAGUUCCGAUGCUCUGAGCGCACCGACGAAACUGCCGCGGUCUGAUCAAGAGACAACUGAUUGUACUGAUUGUAUGUCCAGUGUUUAUUGAAAAUAGUCUACGUUUCAUUCUGUGUCCCCAUUAUCUACCUCUUGCACGUAUGCGUCAUGAGUGCACCGGAUGGAUCUCUGUCUACACUUCUCAAAUAUCGCUUUACCAAAAAGAUCGUGCCAAAGUUGAACCACACAGAUUCUCAGCAGAAGAACGGACCUAAUGGGCUUGGAAGAGAAAACAGUUCAGAUUCCCUCGAUAGUCAAGCGACAGUUCUGUACAGCCAGGGAUCUUUUCCCAGUGCCAGUAACAGUCAGGAUUCAGAAGGAAGCCAGCAGACAUCCAGCCCUGUAGUGACCACAAAUAGUGAUUCAGGCAGCCUGCGGAGUCCAGGCUCUCAACCUGCUGCUGCUGCAACCUCUAGUCCCUUGAUUCCGUCAAAUGUCAAUCAAAGUAUUGCGUCCGACGUCUCCCCAGCACAGCAGUCGUCACCCUCUGCUGUUCCUGGUUCUGGUCCGUGGAUGUCCAAAACAACGGGGCCUGUGCAAACAAAUGGAGAUUCUAAGUUCAAGCGAGUGAAGCGUCCUGAACCCGACAGUGAUGACAGUGAUGAGUCUCCAGGUGGGAAGCCAGAGCCUCUCAAGAUCAAUGAAAAGUGGCUUAAAAAACUGAGGAUAAUGUUUCCUCUAGGAAGUGAAAACAGGAUGCGAGCAGCACUCAUUGUCUAUCCAAAGAACUUUGACAAGGCAGUGGAAUUUAUGACCUCUGAAAGUACAAAGAAGAGACCAGCCCCUGAAGACGCCGGAGAAGACGACCCAGGUAUCACAAAGAGUUACAAACGCAUCAAACCUAUGUCUGAGUCACCAUCUCCACCCAAAGUAGUCAGUGUGGAUUUCUUGAAAGAAUCUAGUCAAGACCAGAAAUCAGUGGAGUUUCUUCAGGGAUGUUUUCCAGCAAAGAGUGUCAAGCAUUUACAAAGUGUCCUGGCAGCAAGCAACGGUGAUACAGAAUUGGCUGUUGAGAAAUUGUCGGCUGAGAGUCAGCCUGGGGUUGCAGGACCAAGCACCACGGGAACUGGGAAACCUCAGAAGUCUCUAUCCAUGCUUACUGAAAAGAUGACUUCACAGAAACACGCUUCGACUCUUCAGACCACAGUGAAAGUGAAAGCAAAGAGAAGGGACGUUGAUUUUAGUGAUGAUGAAGAUGACUAUGAGGAUGAGUUUGAUGGCAGUGGAGACAGUGAUGACAGUGAAGAUUUAGAUAACAGGAGCAAGACAGAGACAGACAGCUUUUUACAAUUUUUUGAAGAGGCGACUAAAGAAGAGUUGACUGCAAUGCCAGGAUGUUCCAAAAAGAAGUCAGAGGUUAUUAUAUCUCUACGACCAUUCACCUCAUGGGAGAACUUGUAUGAAAAAUUCAGCUCUGAGAAGCAACUCUCGACAUCUCUCAUCUCUGGUUGUAAAGAAAUCAUGCAAGUGCGCAAUGCCAUUCGACGACUCAUGAUACGCUGUGAAAGUAUAUCCCAACAAAUGGGCCUAGUUGUCUCCAGACUGACGGAAGGCCAGAGCACGAAAGGGGCCGGUGAUAAAUACAGAAUAGCAAAGCAGCCAGAUUUGCUUAACAAAGAUUUUGAGCUACAGCCAUAUCAAUUGAUAGGAGUGAGUUGGCUUCGUAUCAUGCAUGAACAGCAGCUGAAUGGCAUUUUAGCAGAUGAAAUGGGACUUGGAAAGACCAUACAAGCCAUUGCCUUCAUUGCCCACCUAAAGGAACACGGAGAAGAAGGGCCGCAUGUCAUUAUUGUGCCUUCUUCAACGAUAGAAAACUGGCUACGAGAACUACAGCUCUGGUGUCCCUCUCUCAAAGUUGUAGUGUACUAUGGCUCUCAGGAGGAACGCAGGGCUGUCCGACAUUCCAUUUUUUUCCAAGGAGAGGAGUUCAAUGUCCUCCUGACAACGUACAAUAUGGCCACGGGUGGUGUCGAGGACAGGGUGCUUUUCAAGAAAUUUGAAUUUCACUACGCAGUUUUUGACGAGGGUCACAUGUUGAAGAACAUGUCUUCUCUACGUUUCCAGAACCUUAUGAAGAUUGCAGCUGACCGCCGACUUCUACUGACUGGAACUCCGCUACAGAACAACCUUCUGGAGCUGAUGUCUCUGCUGUGUUUUGUCAUGCCAGAGAUCUUCCAGGGAAAGACGGAGCACCUGAAGAAAGUGUUUGCUAUGAUUACUAGGUCCGAGGACAAACAGAAAAGCCGUUUUGAAAGGGACAGAAUCGCUCAAGCCAAAAGGAUCAUGAAGCCUUUCAUUCUACGAAGACUUAAACAAAAUGUUCUCAACCAGCUGCCCAAGAAGACAGAGAACAUUGAGCGCUGCUCUAUGAUCCCCAUCCAGCAGGAGCUGUACGACAGUUUGGUGGCCCGCUAUUCACAAGAGUUGUCAGAUGAGAAUGCAGAGCCCUCCACAGGUGGAGUCGGUAUUUUCAUGCAGUUCCGUAAAGCGGCCAAUCACCCGUUGCUUUUGCGAAACUUGUACACGGAUGAUAAACUGAAGCAGAUGUCGAAAAGAAUAGCAAAGGAGCCGUCACACAGGGAUAGAGGAGCGCUGCCGGAGCUCAUCCAAGAGGACAUGUCCUUGAUGAACGACUUUGAGCUACUCGGUUUGUGCAAACAGUAUGAAAAAAACAUUGGGAAGUUUAUUCUGGAUCCAAGUGUCAUCACAGACUCUGGGAAGCUGCGGGUCUUGGACAGACUGCUGCCUAACAUGAAAGAAAAGGGCGACCGUGUUCUGCUGUUCAGUCAGUUCACCAUGAUGCUGGACAUUCUGGAAGUGUACAUGGAGCAGCGAGGCUACAAGUACCUCAGGCUUGACGGGCAGACACCUGUGCCUGACAGGCUACAGCUGAUUGACAAGUUCAAUGUAGACCCGGAGAUCUUUGUCUUUCUCCUGUCCACCCGGGCCGGGGGACUGGGCAUCAAUCUGACAGCUGCCAACACUAUCAUACUGCACGACAUUGACUUCAACCCUUACAAUGACAAACAGGCUGAGGAUCGCUGCCACAGGCUGGGCCAGAAGAGAGAAGUGAGCAUCUAUAAACUGAUUUGUGAGGACACUGUGGAUGAGGCAAUGCUGCGUUGUGCCAAUGAUAAGUUGGCUCUCGAGAAGGAUCUCACGGAGUCUAACAGUGAAGAAAAUGAAGAGGACGCCAAAGAUGUUGCCAAUCUUUUGAAGGAGGUGCUAAAAGCAGGCCAGGUGAGGAAGGCGAAGGAGGCUGGCCAGAGUGGCAGUGUGGAGACUGCCAAGUCCACGUCAUCUUGACCUUUGUUUCCUGCUAUGACGAUCACUGUCAACAGACACACAUACACACAACUCCUGUACAGAAACCUGCAUGUUGUAAUUGUAUCUGUAAAUAAGCUUUUGUUAUUCGGCUAGUAGACACUGUUGGUGGCAUUGUGAACAUUUCUCAGUUUGACCAGAUGCACAUGGUUAGAUGGUGUUGGGAUGGAAGACACUUUAUAUGUUGAACUUUGUGAUCUUUUUUCCUACCUAGAACCUGUGUGUGUUUUACAGAAAAAUAGGGAAAUUGCUUUUCCAGGAUACCUUCUUGAUCUCAUUGUCCAGGUUCAUGCAGAUGUAACUGGUAGGAAAGGAUGUUAAAGCCUCUUGUCUUACUGAAGGUAGGGUUUUCUCAUAUUGGAUAAAGAAUUCUAAAGCUAGGGGGUCUUGUGUGCAGACUGUGCAGUCAUGGCACCUUGGCAGUUGUGAGUCGAAGGAGAGCAGAGAGUUUGAUCAGCCUUCUCAGGCAAGCUGCCUGACUGAAGCUUUUAGUUAGUGCAUUAUGGAGGAUACGGGUCUGUACUAAUAAUGAUCAAAGCCUUUGAUAAAUGUUGUAAUUUUUAAAGACUUUUUGAAAAGCGUUUUGGUUGAAAAAUAUGACAGACAAGUUGUUCUUUCAACUAAUGGGGAAAACUAGUGUUUGCAAGGGAAGAAAAAGGUUUGAGAGACCAAAAAA